Molecule: messenger RNA, 1165 nt
Organism: Halteromyces radiatus
Lineage: Eukaryota; Fungi; Mucoromycota; Mucoromycetes; Mucorales; Cunninghamellaceae
Product: ribosomal protein S5 domain 2-type protein
Exons: 3
Coding region: 65-1012 (315 amino acids)
Biological process (GO): translation
Cellular component (GO): mitochondrial small ribosomal subunit; ribosome
Molecular function (GO): structural constituent of ribosome; RNA binding
Source: RefSeq, a predicted model, not a curated record
UUUGUUUCUCUCUUUCUCUUUCCUUUUUUUUUUUUUUAAACAAACUUUUUUUUUUUGGGACAAAAUGAUGUUGUUACGGAGAGUACUUCCUAUGGCCAAGUACAAUGUUCCCAGAAUUGCCACCGCCACGCCAAUAACCGGUUUUCGAUUCAUGACCACGCUUCAACCUCAAACAAAAGUUGUUUUCGAUGAUAUCCUUACUGAAAGAGAACGACCUGAAUCAUUAUCCUAUUUCACUGGUAACUUCAAAUACAACGAUCUCUUGAUUGAAUUAGAUAUGCUGUAUAAACAAUAUGCCGAUUGGAAACCAACAACCACUCAAACCAUUACCGAAACUCAAGAAGGAACAUCCGUCUUGUCAGUGGAAGAACAAGCAUCUUUGACUGCUGUAGCUGAAAAGACAUAUGCCUGGAAAUUGCGUGACAAGAUGUCUGAAAUGUUAGCUAUUCCUUUGAAGACUUCUCAAUGGCGAAAGAUUACUUUGCAUUUGAACCAACUUGCAUCUUUACCUCGACCUUUACCUCCUCAAGUAACUCAAGUAUUAUCUGCCUAUGAACGUUUUGACUCUACAGCUUUACAACGACAAAAUGGUGAUAAACAUAGUGUAUCGAAAGCAUUGGAUGAUAUGGGUCGUGCUUAUGCUGUGGGACGAAGAAAGGAAUCAAGUGCUCGCUGUUGGGUAGUGGAAGGUGAAGGUAAAGUACUUGUCAAUGGUAUGGAAUUACAAGAUUACUUCAAACGACCUGUAGAUCGUGAUCAAGUUGUGUUACCUUUAACUGCUACUGAAUUGACUGACAAGUACAAUGUAUGGACUAUUGUUACUGGUGGUGGUACCACUGGUCAAGCUGAAGCUAUUAAAUUGGGUGUGGGAAAGGCUUUAUUGAUUCAUGAUAGUGAAUUGAAACCUACUUUACGAAAAGCUGGUUGCAUUACUCGUGAUCCUAGAGUUGUGGAACGUAAGAAGGAAGGUCAACGAAAGGCCCGUGCAAAGUAUACCUGGGUCAAGCGUUAAAAUGUCAUAUCAAGUACCAAUAUAUUAUUUUCAUUCUUUUUUCUUUAUUCAAAUCAUUUGUACAUUUCCUUAGUUUUUUUUUUUUGGCUUUUUCUUUUUUUACUCUUCAUAGUUUAGACAAUCAUUACCAAAAUAAAAGAUAUUUAAAAUUCC